AUGGCAGAUAAAGGAGGUGCCAUAGUGGUCAUGGACUAUUUAGCAUAUCAUAAUGAAGCUCUUCGACAGUUGUCGGAUACUAGCUAUUACAAACAGCUUAAGUUGGAUCCCACUUUACGUUUUAAGGCUGAAAUAGACAGGUUUUUGGAGGUGUCAGUUACUCAGGGGGUAAUUACGGAGAAGGUAGCUAAGGAAUUACAGGUGGAGGAACCUAUACAUCAGUACCUGUAUCUGCUACCUAAAAUCCAUAAGGAUCCAAAAAACCCCCCAGACAUUGAUGAGUGCAGUGCAAAUGUAAGUGUUUGUCCAAGCCACGCGAGUUGUGUCAACAAACCUGGCUCCUUCGAAUGUAACUGUAAUUCUGGCUAUGAGGGAGACAACUGUACAGAUAUAGACGAAUGUGGAUAUACAAACAAGUGCAAUGUUAAUGCGCUGUGCAGGAACACUGAUGGAUCCUAUGAAUGCACAUGUAGAACUGGAUACACAGGGAACGGAACUUACUGCACUGACAUUGAUGAAUGUGCUGCUGGAAAUCAUCUGUGUCCUUUAAGUUACCAAGACUGCGCCAAUUCCAUCGGAAGCUUCACUUGCUAUUGUAAAAGUGGAUACUAUUUGGAAAAUGACACAUGUAAAGAUAAAAAUGAAUGUGACUCUGAAACUGUUUGUGCAAAUAAAGGCGAAAUGUGUGUCAACCUGGAAGGGUCAUAUGAAUGUCAAUGCAGACACGGAUAUCAAAAGGCAAACAGCACUUGUGCAGAUGUGAAUGAAUGUAUUACUCCAGACCUAAACAACUGCUCGCUAACUACAGCAAUCUGUUCCAAUUAUGAUGGAUCAUAUAUGUGCCAAUGCAAAGCAGGGUACUCAGGAGAUGGUGUGAAUUGUACAGGUAUGUCAUGCCAUGCAAGAAAAAAUAACAAUAAAAAUGCUUAUAGUAGCUAUUGA
Molecule: messenger RNA, 942 nt
Organism: Protopterus annectens (West African lungfish)
Lineage: Eukaryota; Metazoa; Chordata; Ceratodontiformes; Protopteridae
Product: adhesion G protein-coupled receptor E2-like
Exons: 5
Coding region: 1-942 (313 amino acids)
Molecular function (GO): calcium ion binding
Source: RefSeq, a predicted model, not a curated record